UAUUUUCGUUCGCUCGAAAUUAUAUCGGUUCGUUUAAAACAGUUAGGACACGAUUUUAUGUACUGUUUCAACCGCUGGGUCGAGGGCGAAGAAUUGGUUUUCCAAGCAAUGUUUACAUAGUGAAAUGAUGGGACCGCAAGUAUGAACUUCCGUUAAAGACAACUGAUAGAAAUGGGGAGUGUGCAACCUGAGGCCUCUAGUGGCCAUAUUUACCUGCAGAAAGAUGUGUCAGGCGAAUUUAUGCGUUUGGUGCAGGCCACAACGCACACAAGUCCUGACUUGUUCCUCGAGCAUUUGCUAGAACUGUUCAUGAAGUCAGAAGCAGAUACCAAAGUUGUAAAAGUAAGGCCAGAUCUCGCUCAGAAGUUCACAUCAGCUCAGUGUAAAACCCCUUUUCGGUCCAAUGAUGAUUUGAUGCGACACCUGCUUAAUCUCCAUGUCAAGCAUCAAAAAUCAGCAACUACGUUGUCCACACCACCUCAAGAGAGACGCACUAGUGGUAGAAAAAGUAGAAAGUCCCAACCAAAGAAAAACUACCAGCACACAGCUCUUCUCGACUCUGAUGAGGAGUCAGUGGAACACUCACCAAAUAAUGUUUCCUCCAAUUCUUGGAAAGGAAUGUCUGUGAGUGGUAUGGAUGAUACUAUAGACAUUUCUACCCAAGACAAAAGUGAUUCAAGUGCAACAUUUGACCUUUCGAGAGUUAAACAGGAGGCUGACGACCAUAUCGCAGCUGUUAAGCAGAAUGAAAAAGACUCACAUGCCAUCAGGGAACCUCUGGGCUUGCACAAACCUCUGUCCACACACAAUGGGACCAGCAAGCUGGGUUUUCAGAGCCCUGGGCACGAGCUCGUUGACAAGACGUUGCGCCAGUUUACCACGCCUGACUGGAGGCACCACUCAGAGCCCGUAGACCAUGACCUCUCUAGGCGCCCCAAGCAUGAGCCCUCGUCCUUACAGUCCAGUCCGCAGGAGUAUAUCAAGGAGGAGAAGGAGGCCAUGAAAAAUGGCUACAACUAUGUACUAACCCUGACUGAUAGCAGUCAGGGCAAGAAUGCGAUGCAAGUGCCUCUCAAGUACCCGAAAUCCACAGUUCACCAUGUGUCUUCCGAUGAAGAUGAGCCUGAAGACCUCUCCAGGAUUCAAAGUACAGUGAAGCAUAAGCCAGAAAACCUGUCUGUGUCCAGGAAUGGUUUACCUAACAAAGGCAGUAAUGAUGUUAAAUAUGACAGAAACGCAAAUGCUGUUCCCCUGUCUCAGCUGCAGAACAACCAGUUUGUUGCUCAAACCCAGAUCCCAAUACCUCAUAAUCUUUUGUUCCAUGACCCACGCAGUGUCACCCAUGUAGGGCCCCCACCAAUGCUGCAGAUGAAACCCAUGCCAUCGACAGUGGAGCAGAACGCCCCACACUUCGGUCAAGGGAUUCAGACCUCGGUUACACAGAGUGUCAUUAUGCAUGGUCACACAUUGUUAAUGGCCCAGCAUAAUGUCCCACAAUCUCCAACUGGCGCCCCCUUGUUGUUGAGAUCUGGGUUAAUGUCUCCUAACAGCAGUACCCAGAUCUUGGUACCAAUCGCCCCAUUGAUAUCGCCCAGCAGUGGUGGUGGCCAUCCUCAACCAAAUACCCCAAACCUGAGCAGCUCUGAAGACACUCAAACCCAGGACAGCCCCGAAACUGCGCGGAAAAAGAGGAAGAAAAUGGAGGACACAACAGUUUUUAGAGACCCUCCUGAGCAGUCCCUGCCUUUCAACGGGCCAAACAAGUACCGCUUUUACUGCGACGUUUGUGACACGGGUUUCACAAGGCGCUACACCUUCAAUCGGCACAAGUGCAAGGGCCGUGUUGAGAAGCACUACUGUCAACUGUGUGACAAAGCCUACCUUUCCAAGUACAAGCUGAAGGACCACAUCCUGGUGAAGCACGAGGGCCAGACUGUCAGCUGCCCGGAGUGUGGUAAGCGCUUUUCAUCUCGAUCCUCCAUGGAAAUGCACAAAAAGCAACAACACGAAGGCCAGUACAGCAUCUUCUGCAAAAUUUGUGGCAAGGGGUUUAACCAUACAGGGCAUUACUAUGGCCACAUGAAUAAGCACACCAAUACCAAGCCUUUCUGGUGCCAGCAGUGUGGCAAGCGGUUCUAUGGCUCGUCUUACCUGCACAAUCACAAGCAGGUCUGCAGAGGUAACAAUGACAUGAACUUUGCCUGUAGUGUAUGCGACCGAAAAUUCAAAUGCGAGCUUUACCUGAAGAAGCACAUGAAGAUACAUGACAACACUCCGAUCAUUUCCAAUCCAGAUGUUGUAAAGGCCUCUGAUGAAGACUUGGCAAAUGCCGGUGUAAACCUGGCAGAAAUGGACGAUUCACAGUCCCUAGACAGCAUCAAUGGAGAGAAGUUUGGUUUUGGACAGCCUAUAUUCCCUAAUGGACCAGACCAGUCGGAUUCCAAUUCCAGCUUCAUGGACGAUGCUGAGCCUUUGGUUAAGGAAGGAAAUAACAACAAUGAAAGUCAACAGGUUGUGGCUACCUAGUAUGCUGUCGUUCAAUGAUUGCAGUAAAACAAUUUACAAGCACUGCUGAUGGUUAUGAAUUUACUUUCAAACAUGUCAUGUCUUUUUAGUCCCUUAAAAACUUGUUGCCAGGUUGUACUUUGUGAUUCCAGAGCAAGAAGUGUGGUUUUAAAUUCUUCUGUUUUGUUUCAUCAGUGUGUUGCACAAUCAUUCUAAAUGCUUCAGUAUGGAUUGGAAUCACAUGUCUGUAUGAGCACUGAUACAGUUAUUUCAGCGUCUUGGAACACAGCAUGUUUUUUUUCUACAAUUCUGUUAUCCCUAAUCCUUUUAUACGGGCAUUACAUAAUUUACUACCUUUUCACUUUAAUUUGUGUUUUUUUCCUGUCAUUUUAUUUUCUUUUAAUUGUUCAUUUUAUACUUUUUUGUCCUAUAGUAAUCAAUUGAGACUUUUUUGUUUCAUAUAUCUUUUUUAAUAAAAAAUUGUUGAUGAAUAAGUCUGUUUAUUUCUUUGUUAGGAAGAUGCAUUAUUAAAAGAAUUGCAAAUAUUCUAUAUAAACAAUUGUCAAUAAAAGUGUGUAAAAUAAAUCCAUUUGAAUCAUCCUGCAAUUUUUAACUUUUGCAUAUAUAUUUGGUGAGGUGUUUAAAAACAUUCAUGAUUGAGGCAUUGAUCUAAUUUAUAAAUAAUUGAAUUUUAAUAGGCAUCUAGAAAAAGCAUUUGAAGAGUUCAUAUGUUAGUAAGAAGUGGCAUUUUGCAUACUUUAAUUAUGUUUUAUGGUUCUGUUAAAAUAAUUCCUAGUGUUUUAUACUGGUAUGUAAGUUCACUUGUAAAUGUAUACAAGUUUACAGGCUAAUCUUGGACUACACUUCAUGCACAUGCAUUAGGUCCCAUUUUCCUCAAGCCUGGCUCAUUUGUUUAUAUACUAGUAAAUAUGCCAAAUGAAAAAUUGUUUCUUAUUUAAUAUGAUGUUUCAACAUUUUAUUGUUUAGGUCGCCCUAGAAGGAUUCUGUGAACCCUAUCAAAACUUUGUCUGAGUACUCUUUUCAUAACAUAAGAGAGGUUGCUCAAAAAGUGUUUUAUUUAAGCAUGGAAAUUUAACUGUGAACAUUGACCCAAGACUUACCAGCUAUGUGAUAUCUUAAAUACUGUUCUUAACAAAGUUAUAAGCAAAAAUUUUCUUUCUUCAAUGAUAGCAUUUUACAAGGCAUUAUUUCUGUUUUACAUGGAUCCUGUUUGUUUUUCUUAACAUUGUUGACUGUAAUUGAAGUUUGAUAAGUUUGAUAAGAAAAUAUUCUUAUUUAUUUAAGUUUAUUUUGUUAACUGGUUAGAUAGUUUUUAUAAUGGUGUUAUGUCUUUAAACUUACUGUUAUAACAUACAAGUUUUGAUUUUUAAUACAUUCCAUGUUAAAUGUUUGAUUAAUAUACACUUUGAUGUUUUUUUAAUAUGUUAUUGUAAUCAAAACAUUCCAAGAAGGUUGUAUGUUGUCUUUGAAAAAAUUAACAUAUUUGAUAUUGAUUUAUAAGCCCAUUGUUUUAAAGAUUGUAUAUGUUUUGUAUCUAGUUUUUAUUCUACAUUCCAAAUCAAAAUUCAUGGUAUCAAAAGCACCAACUGUUUCCUUCUGCUCUGCAUAAUAUAAGUUGAAAUGUAAUGUAAAACCCCAAAAUCAACAAAUAUUUGUUUACACUAUUUUGAAAAUUAAGUUUACACAUUAACAAUCUAUGUUCCAUAUAGUAAUAGCCAACAUUUGACGCUGGAUGUGGACUGAUAACAUAGAUUUAAAGCAAUGCACAAUGCUUUGUUUGUGUCGCAAUAUAUUCCAUGUCAAUAUCCGGCUAAUAUUUUUGAACAUUUACAAGCAGACGCGAGAUCUGCUUCUGGCAGCUUUGGAAGCACGUUGUAGUUCUCAUUAAUACGUCUUUCUUCCGGCGCUGCCAGAAGCCAGUCCAAGACCUCAUACAUUCUAUAAAUGAUAUCCAUGGAAAUGAUAUCCAUACUAUAAUAUACCGGUACUUAUGAUUAUGAUAGUAUAUAUUACUGACUGUUUUGUUACUUUUAGAGUCCUUUAUGCACUCCCUGUCUUAUUGUACAGGAUUGCUUAAAUUGUACAUUGUUAAUUUCAUGCAAUAUGAAAUAUAUAUAUAUAUAUAUAUAUAGACAAAAUUAUUACAAAUGUCUUCCAACUUUUUGUUUUAGUAUACUUACUAUUUACAACACCGCUUAUCACUUUCACAUCAUUGACUUAACAACGUUCCAUGAAAUGAAUUACAUGUUGUACAAAGUGUCAUGGCAUUCUAUUAUAAAUUCUUUGGUUCUUGAAAAUGAAUAAUUGUGUGAUGAAAUAUAUUACUGUGCCAAAUGUUCAACUAAGUUAUAGUAAAAAUAUAUUAUCAGUGAAUUUCUUGUUCGUUGGUUAGUAAAUGCAUGAUAUUUUAUUUUGAGAAAAAUGACCUUUUUGAAGAAACAAACUUUAUUUUUGUAAAUUUAGACUUGGAAAUAAAUUCAUGUAUGUUUGCUAUGCAAUAUAUGUUAAAACUGGGUCUGCCAAGAAAAAUAGUUUUUCCUUGCCUAUGGGCCAAAGUGUUGUUGUUUUGUGUAUACUGGAUAACCUUGGGAAUUGUUGAAUUACUCCAGAUGAAGGCUAAGUCUUCCAUGGCAUUGGGUGUGGUCUGUUAGUGGCUUUAACACUUGCUGAAAAAAUUACAUGUUGACUUUUUUGUUAUCAGUAUUUUGUUUGAUAAAACUCUAUGGUGGCUUGUGUAUGUGUGUCUAUUAGUCAUUUGCAAGCAAUUCGCUCAAGAAAUUGUUAAGAAAUUGUUACGAAAUGAUGAAAUUUCUUAAAAAGAAAAUAGAUUUAAUGCCCCUUUAUAAGAUUCCUCAUUUAAAAUUUGAGUUUAUUGUGUUUAACUUUUGUUAAAUGGAUUUAAAAUUGACUUAAGUCUUUAAAGAAUACUUGUUUUACACUAGAAGUUCAUGACACUUGUUAAGACAUGUAGGCAUACGAUAAUGUGAAUUAUUUGUAUAGAAUUUCUGUCUGAAUUUCUGUUAAAGAUGACAGGUGAACAUUUGCAUAUCAGAGAAAUGUUGUAUAUAGAUAUUUUACUUACAAUAACUAUGCACCAAAAUGUUGUUUUUUGCUCAUUUUAUGAAUUGUAUGAUGCGCAUGUUUUGUUUCUGUAUUUGAUACUUUUCAAGUAGAUUUGCUUCUAUAUGUACAUGUAUUAGGAUUGAAAAUAAGACAUGUGCUGGGAAGAUGGGUCUUAAGCCAUGUGCGGUCAGUGAAUCUCCUGACCAGCCUGCAUGUUAAUGUCGCGGGAAAGAAUGCUCAGGCUUGUCUGGAGCUAAGCGAGACCCAUAUUGCAUGAGACUCAUUUUAGUACAAGGCGGCAUUUUUCAUAUUGCAUUAUGAUAUCAAUCAUGUAUUGUUCUUUUCUUUCGCCACUGAAACUCUUUGCAUGUUUACUUCUGAAAAUCCAUUGUACAAGAGCAACGUUGCUGACUUGCUGUUGGACAUAUUAUUGGGCAUUUCGUGUGAGAAAUCUUAAUGUUUUCAUGCAUUCUAGUUAUUCUGUAGUAUACAAAAAAUAGUGUGUUUUUAUGUCUGCUGUGCACAUUUUUACUACUAACAGUUCUUUAUAAUCAAGUAUAUAAAUUCAACUAACAUUUUUGUCUUACCAUUUUUGCAUUAAGACAUUUUUUCUUCUAUUUCUUGUAUAUGCAAAGAAAAAAUAACAAUUGUCUUCCAUAGUUGUUAAGAAUAUCUGUUAUAGAUCAUUCUGUGAUCAGUUGACGUUGUAAACUUAUGUUUGGUGAUCUAAUAUAUUUGGGCAUUAUGCUACACAAAACGUAAAUCCAUUUGUUUUUGUUUGUGAUGAAGUCUGCUCUGUUUGUUAUUUGUAUCUUACUUUUAUCAUAUUGUGAUCGCCUUUUGUCCGUCGUGUGUGUUGUGCGUCGUGCGUUGUCAACAUUUACCUUGUUAACACUCUAAAGGUCACAUUUAUUGUCCAAUCUUCAUGACACUUGGUUAGAAUAUGUGUCUCAAUAAUAUCUUAAAAGAGUUAGUAAAUGGUUCCGGUUGGUUGAAAAACAUGGCUGCCAGAGGGCGUGGCAGUUUUCCUAAUAUGGCUAUAGUAAAACCUUGUUAACACUCUAGAAGUCACAGUUUUAGUCCAAUCUUCAUGAAACUUUGUCAGAACAUGUGUCCCAAUAAUAUCUUGGACGAGUUCGAAAAUGGUUCCGGUUGGUUGAAAAACAUGGCCGCCAGGGGGCGUGGCAAUUUUCCUUAUAUGGCUAUAGUAAAACCUUGUUAACACUCUAGAAGUCAAAUUUUUAGUCCAAUCUUCAUAAAACUUUGUCAGAACAUGUGUCCCAAUAAUAUCUUGGACGAGGUGGAAAAUGGUUCCGGUUGGUUGAAAAACAUGGCUGCCAGGGGGCAUGGCAGUUUUCCUUAUAUGGCUAUAGUAAAACCUUGUUAACACUCUAGAAGUCACAUUUAUAGUCCAAUCUUCAUGAAACUUGGCCAAAACAUGUGUCCCAAUAAUAUCUUGGACGAGUUCGAAAAUGGUUCCAGUUGAAUGAAAAACAUGGCCGCCAUGGGGCGGGGCAGUUUUCCUUAUAUGGCUUUACUGUAUGGUAAAACCUUGUAAACACUCUAGAAGUCACAUUUGUGGUCCAAUGCUCAUGAAACUUGGUCAGAAUAUUUUAACUAAUAAUAUCUGGGCUAAGUUCAAAAAUGGUUGAGAUCCGUUAAAAAACAUGGCCGCAAAGGGGCGUGGCAUUUUUCCUUAAAUGUCUAUUUACUACAAAACCUUGUUAACACUCUAGAAGUCACAUUUGUUAUCCGAUCUUUAUGAAACUUGUUCAGAACAUUUGUUCUAAUAGUAGCUCGAGUGAGUUUGAAAAUGGUUAUGGUUCGUUGAAAAACAUGGCCGCCAGGGGGGGGGGUUGUCCUUAUAUUGCUUUAGUGAAAACUUGUUGACACUAUAUUAGCCACAUUUAUUGGCCAAUCUUCAUGAAACUUGGUCAGAACAUUUGUCCCAAUGAAAUUUGCCAGAGAUUGAAGCUGGGUCAUCUGAGCUCAAAAACUAGGUCGCAAGGUCAAAUAUAAAAAAAACAUGUUAAAAGUCACUUUUUUGGUCCAAUAUAAUCUUCAUGAAUCAGCUUGCAUUUUUUUCAGAAUAGUCUAGUUCCUUUGGCUUUCGGGUGAGCGCCUUAGGGCCUGAUGGCCCUCUUGUUUAGCUCACCUGAGCACAACAUGCUCAUGGUGAGCUUUUGUGAUCGCCUUUGUCCGUCGUCUGUCGUCAACAUUUUGCCUUGUGAACACUCUAGAGGCCACAUUUAUUGUCUGAUCUUCAUGAAAUUUGGUCAGAACAUUUGUCCCAUUGAUACCUCGACUGAGUUCGAAACUGGGUCAUGCUGGGUCAAAAACUAGGUCACUAGGUAAAAAAAAAGAAAAACCUUGUGAACACUGUAGAAGUCACAUUUGAUGCCCAAUCUUCAUGCAACUUUGUCAAAAUUUGUCUGAAUGAUAUGUUGGUUGAGUUCAAAAAUGGUUCCGGUCCGUUGAAAAACAUGGCCACCAGGGGGCGGGGCAGUAUUCCUUAUAUGGCUAUAGAGAAACCUUGUGAACACUCUAGAAGUCACAAUUUUUGCCCAAUCAUCUUGAAACUUGAUCAAAACAUUGGUUUCAUUGAUAUCUCGAGUUUGAAAAUGGUCCAGAUUGGUGAAAAAACAUGGCCGCCAAGGGGUGGGGCAGUUUUCCUUAUAUGGCUAUAGUAAAACCUUGUUAACACUCUAGAGGCCACAUUUAUUGUCCAAUCUCCAUGAAAUUUGGUCAGAAGAUUGGUCUGUAUGAUAUCUUGGAUGAGUUCGAAAAUGGUUACAUUUGCUUGAAAAACAUGGUUGCCAAGGGGCAGGGCAUUUUUCCUUAUAUGGCUAUACACUGUAUAUGGCUAUAGUAAAAUCUUGUUAACACUCUAGAGGCCACAUUUAUUGUCUAAUCUUCAUGAAACUUGGUCAGAAGAUUCAUCCCAAUAAUAUCUUGGACGAGUUAAAAAAUGAUGCCGGUUGGUUGAAAAACAUGGCCGCCAGGGGGCAGGGCAUUUGUCCUUAUAUGGCUAUAGUAAAACCUUGUUAACACUCUAGAGGCCACAAUUAUUUUCCGAUCUUCAUGAAACUUGGUCAGAAGAUUUGUCCUAAUGAUAUCUUGGAUGAGUUCGAAAAUGGUUUCAGUUGCUUAAAAAAUAUGGCCACCAGGGGGCGGGGCAUUUUUCCUUAUAUGGCUAUAUAUCAUGCUUAAGUAAAACCUUGCUAACACUCUAGAGGCCAUAUUUAUUGUCUGAUCAUCAUGAAACUUGGUCAGAUGAUUUGUCCCAAUGAUAUCUUGGAUGAGUUCGAAAAUGGUUUCGGUUAAUGGAAAAACAUGGCCGCCAAGGGGGCCUGGCAUUUUUCCUUAUAUAGCUAUAGUUAAACCUUGUUAAUACUCUAGAAGCCAUAUUUAUUGUACGAUCAUCAUGAAACUUUGUCAAAAGUUUUGUCCCUAUGAUAUGUUGGACAGGUUCGAAAAUGGUUCCAGUUGCUUGAAAAACAUGGCCACCAGUGGGCGGGGCAUUUUUCCUUAUAUGGACUUAUGAAUCUUCAUGAAACUUUGUCAGUAUAUUUGUUUAAAUGAUAUCUUGGAUGUGUAUGAAAAUGGUUCUGGUCUGUUGAAAAACGUGGCUGCCAGGGUGUUCAUUAGUCAUGAAAGUUGGUAAGAACAUUUUGUUCUAAUGACAUCUUGGGCUGCACAGAACAGGAUGACAUCUUGGGCUGCACAGAACAGGUCAGUUCCUUUGAAUCUCAGGUGAGCGACUUUGGGCCUUUCAGGCCCUCUUGUUUAUAUCACUUUCAUGUAUUGCCUUUGUAAUGAUGUUUGUUUCCCUUUUUUUGUCUUCUUUUUUGUAGUUCUUCACUCUUAAUUAAGGUUUUUAUAAUUAAUAUAAUACGUAUUUAAUUCUUUAUCUGAAAUAAAGAGACCAGCAUGCUGUCUUGGAGAUCUUUAAUUGUGAGCGUAAAAUCUUGAAACUAUAUCUUCUUUUUUUUCCAAAGAAUUUCAUUAUGACAAUCCAAAUUUUAUCAAUUACCAAGGUUACUAUAAUUAUGUGAAUUUAUAUGUUAUGCUUAUUCAUGUUCAUUGUAUAAUAUUUGAUUUACAAACACAUACUUUUUAGUAGAUAUUAGUUUGUAGAGUAGAAUGAUGCAUUAUUUCAAGUUAAAUUUUUCAUAUUUGUAUUGGUUUUGUUAACACAUUUAUGCGAUUUAAAUGGUUCAGAAAAAGGAAUAGUUACGUGUUAAAUGUGCAGUUAGAGAUGGUUUAACUGUAUGUGUAUUCAUUACUUAUUAUGCCCCCCUUCGAAGAAGAGGGGAUAUAUUGCUUUGCUCAUGUCGGUCUGUCGGUCCGUCCACCAGGUGGUUGUCAGACGAUAACUCAAGAACCCUUGGGCCAAGGAUCAUGAAACUUCAUAGGUACAUUGAUCAUGACUCGCAGAUGACCCCUAUUGAUUUUGAGGUCACUAGGUCAAAGGUCAAGGUCACGGUGACCAGAAAUAGUAAAAUGGUUUCCUGAUGAUAACUCAAGAAUGCAUACGCCUAGGAUCAUGAAACUUCAUGGGUAGAUUGAUCAUGACUCGCAAAUGACCCCUGUUGAUUUUGAGGUCACUAGGUAAAAGGUCAAGGUCACGGUGACCCGAAAUAGUAAAAUGGUUUUCGGAUGAUAACUCAAGAACGCAUACGCCUAGGAUCAUGAAACUUCAUAGAUAGAUUGAUCAUGACUUGCAGAUGACCCCUAUUGAUUUUGAGGUCACAAGGUCGAAGGUCAAGGUCACGGUGACCCGAAAUAGUAAAAUGAUUUUCGGAUGAUAACUCAAGAACGCUUUUGCCUAGGAUCAUGACACUUCAUAGGUACAUUGAUCGUGACUCGCAGAUGACCCCUAUUGAUUUUCAGGUCACUAGGUCAAAGGUCAAGGUCACAGUGACAAAAAUCGUAUUCACACAAUGGCUGCCACUACAACGGACAGCCCAUAUGGGGGGCAUGCAUGUUUUACAAACAGCCCUUGUUUACUUUGUAAUGUUUCCAGAUUAUAGUAGUAUUACACAUAAUUCUUAUAGACCUAUACUUUAUACAAAAGGCUAAUUGAUACAAAAACAUUUGUUUUGAUUGACUGUAAAUGAACAGAUUAUUGUAGCCAUGUCUUGCGAAAAAUAAGUCUUGUAUCAUUUGCAUUGAGUGUAGCUCCAAAUCAGCCUGGUUAGGAGCUACCCUUUGUGCUAUUAAGUCAUGAUAGGUUUUGUGGUCUCAUCAGCUGUCGGGCAUCUCCUGGAUGAUUGUUCUGAAGCUGCGCUGGCUGCUUUUUGUAUAAGAUCCACUGUCACAUGACAUGGCUUAUAGUAAAUCAAAUAAUCCUAUACAGGCAUCCUUAUCUCGGUUAUCUUUAUUUUGUUGUUUCCUUUAUUUCCACUUUUACCAGUUUAAGCAAGAUUUGAGCUUUUAAUCUUCGGAUAAUUUCUUUUAGAAGUAUUUUUUUUAAUACAAAAAAGUGAUUUGUACUAUCCUUUAUACAGUACACAUUUAUAUAUUUGUUAGAGCUUUCAACUUUAUAAAGUGAUGUUGGCAUUAAUUAACAUUGCAUUUGGUAUUAAUCAAGAGCAAGUAUGGAAAAAGACAUACACACAUACAAGCAGAAUAACAUAUUUUUUUAGAGAAUUUAGAGAGAUUUAUGAAUGUUGUGUUUACAUGAAUAUAUAAUAAAUAGAACCAUUGUUUUUUAAUGUUAUAAUUGUGAUAUAUUUUAGUACUAACAUGUGUUUGUGUGUUAACAAUGAAUACUUCUUAGAAUGUUUGGCACUAUUUUAAGAUUCUUAUAGUUGGUAUUUGACUAUUACUUGCGGAAGUGUGAAUGGUUGAAUAAACUUGUAUCACUGA
Messenger RNA from Dreissena polymorpha, 11460 nucleotides. Its product is annotated as zinc finger protein 624-like. The record is from RefSeq and is a predicted model, not a curated record. Gene Ontology annotation, molecular function: DNA-binding transcription factor activity, RNA polymerase II-specific; RNA polymerase II cis-regulatory region sequence-specific DNA binding. Bases 172 to 2526 code for a protein of 784 amino acids. Lineage: Eukaryota; Metazoa; Mollusca; Bivalvia; Myida; Dreissenidae. Gene Ontology annotation, biological process: regulation of transcription by RNA polymerase II. The transcript is spliced from 4 exons.